Notolabrus celidotus (New Zealand spotty) is the source of this 2184-nucleotide messenger RNA. RefSeq lists its product as uncharacterized. The coding region runs from base 177 to 851 and encodes 224 amino acids. Gene Ontology annotation, biological process: response to bacterium. NCBI's taxonomy places the organism in Eukaryota, Metazoa, Chordata, Actinopteri, Labriformes, Labridae. The transcript has 6 exons. The record is from RefSeq and is a predicted model, not a curated record.
UCAAGUUGGCUUAACAUUGGAGGGAGUUUGUGUGUGUUUUUCUUCCACCAGUCUGUGACCUGCUCCAGGAAAAAGGAUGGUAUCAUACAACGCCCCGCCUCUUUGUAUGUAGAGUUUCUUUUCUGGUGCGCUGUUCAACUUACGCUCACAUCAGAGCUUCAGUCGUACAUGCAACCAUGAACCUGAUCUUGAUAACAGCUUUCCUCCUCUGCAGCCUCAGCUGGGUCUCUGUCUCAGGUUCUGAGUCUCAGACUGUGGAGUUCCAGUCUGGUGAUGAUGUCACACUGAAGUGCUCCAACAUGUCCAAAACUGAUGCCAUCACAUUCUGGUUCAGACUUCUCAAGAGAACGAAUGUCCACUGUAUCUCAGUUAUGACCAGGUCUACCAGCAUACCAGUAUUCUGUGAUGGAUACGGUCACGGCAAAUUCUCCAUGUGGUCCAAUACCUCGACUAUCUCUCUCAAAAUCCAGUCAGUGGAACUGUUCGACUCUGGACUUUAUUUCUGUGGAUUUUAUGCAGAUGGACGUCCAUCUUUCAGUCUGAUACACCUAAAGAUCAAAGGCAGCAGUGAUGCACAUGAUGACACAGACAGCGAGCAUACAAAGGGGUGUGAUGGGGUAGCUCCACUGGCGAGUAUGAUCCUGGGUGGCGUGACUGUCUUCCUCGUGGUGGUCAUCGUCGGUCUGGUUGUUAGAAACAGGAAACUUCAGACGGCUGAUAAAGAAGGACAGAAUCCAGGACAGAGUGAGAGUGUGGCCUCUGGAGACCUGAACUACGCAGCAGUAACAGUUCGACCUAAAGCAAGAAGAAGAGAGCCGGAGCCAAAUGUUGUUUAUGCUGCCACCAGAUAAAAAGAGAGAGAGGAGGUGACUGGAAGUGAUGUGGUAUCAUACAGUGUUACAAUGCUUUUGGCUUAUUAGUUAGAGUUAACCAAUCUUGUGUUACGAAUAAGGAUCUGAUAAACGCUCCCUAUACUGCAAAGCUUCAAGAGGGAAACUAGAGGGAACUACUUAGGACAUGGAUUAUUAUUAUGAGGGUCUUAGACUUCGGGUGGACGUCUGCAGCAGUCAGGGGCGGUAGAAGUACUCGCCUCCCCUUUAACAGGAAGAAACAGCUCAGUGUGGUCUGAGCGGAACUGAGAGGCAACACUUGAGCCUUGGUAGAUCACAGGUUUCUAAAAAUAAAAAGCUGUAUGAGAAAAUAAAAUACUGAGCUGAGGACAUUCAAAGCCUCUUCAUCUUCAUGAAACGUUAAUAAAAUAAACAGUAAUGUCUGAACUGGAGGUCUCAUCUUUGUUAGCACAAUGUAUAUAAUGAAAUGCAUGGAUGUGUGUACAUGGCAAUGAGAGAUUAGACCCAAAUGCAGGUUCAAAAAUCCAGGACAAGGUGUCUCUUCUGUAAAGUUUAGCACUCACUGAAAGAUUGUAUAAAUCUUGAGAGAGCCCCAAAAACAAGGACAAUAAGGACAGAUUUAACAGUUGUGUUUGUAUAGUGUGUGUUGUGCAGCGAGGUGACCAACAAACACACCACACACAAAAAGAUUCUCUUCACCAGAAUCCACACUCAGAACUGACACCAAAAACUAAACUGAAAAUCUCAUGAAAUGUCUUCAGAGUAAACAAACAUGGCCGACUACAGGGGCUAACUGUUGUUAGCUUCUUAGCUUCCUGCUACAUUCACUGCGGCCAUCAUUUCUGUUCAGCUUCUCUUCUUGUCAGUUUGAAUGUGAUAUGUUUUACAGAGCAUGCCGUGUAAACAUUGUGUUGUUUUAACAAAUCAACAAGUUGGUCCACCAUCUCUGACGUCCGUCUAAGUUGAUGCUAUGUGCUAACUAUUGUUGCUAUAGCUGCGUUUGUUGUGCUUCCUUCUUUUGUCAGCUUGCUUCCUGAUUGGCUGUCGUUUCAUUACGUGUGACAGUCCACAGAGUGUGUGCUCAGUCCAAACAUCUGUUGCAAAAAUGUACCAAACAUGGUCUGAAGAUUCAUUGGAGGCUUUCAUUCUGCAUCAUUUGUACUCUUCCUGAAAGUAUUGGCUCAGUCUCUGUAACUGGAGACUCAUCAACCAGUCCCUCUUCCUCACGCUGACAGCACACUGAAUGGUUCAAGCUCAGUCCAAAAAAAAAAACUGUAUGUCUCUUUUUGCUUUUUUAAUUAACUUUAAAUAAAGCUUUACUUCUCAAACUUUA